This is a messenger RNA of Phytophthora infestans T30-4, 729 nucleotides long. RefSeq names its product proteasome subunit alpha type-6, putative. The transcript is spliced from 4 exons. The coding region runs from base 1 to 729 and encodes 242 amino acids. NCBI's taxonomy places the organism in Eukaryota, Oomycota, Peronosporomycetes, Peronosporales, Peronosporaceae. The record is from RefSeq and is a predicted model, not a curated record. Gene Ontology annotation, cellular component: nucleus; proteasome core complex; cytosol. Gene Ontology annotation, biological process: ubiquitin-dependent protein catabolic process.
AUGCCUGGAGACGGAUACGACCGCCACAUCACCAUCUUCUCGCCCGAGGGGCGACUCUAUCAGAUUGAGUACGCCUUCCGCGCUGCCAAGGAGUCCACGCUCACGUCUGUAGCCGUACGCGGCAAAGACAGCGCCGUAUUUGUGACCCAGAAGAAAGUUCAGGACAAACUGAUCGAGCCCGACUCGGUAACGAAUGUGUUCCAGAUCACCCCCGAGAUCGGCUGCCUUAUGACGGGUCUCUACGCCGACUCGAAGGCACAGGUGCAACGUCUGCGUUUCGAGGCGCACGAGUUCGAGAAUAAGUUUGGCUACAAGGUUCCGUGCCACGUGCUGGCCAAGCGCAUCGCUGAUGUGGCCCAGGUGUACACGCAACACGCGUCCAUGCGUGCAUUCGGCGUCAUUACGAUGCUCAUCAGUGUGGACGACGAGAAGGGCCCGCAGCUCUUCAAGAUCGACCCUGCCGGUCACUUCUGGGGCUACAAGGCCACGUCUGCUGGUGUGAAGGAGCAGGAGGCACAGAAUUACCUCGAGAAGAAGAUCAAGGCCAACCCGGCCAUGGACUACGAGACCACGCUGCACACAGCCAUUACGUGCCUGCAGUCGGUGCUUUCGGCUGACUUCCGUCCUAACGAGAUCGAGGUGGGUGUCGUGGUGGAGGGCCAGCGGUUCCGUCAGCUAACUGAGGACGAGAUUGAGGCGCACCUGACUGCCAUCAGUGAACGCGACUAA